This is a messenger RNA of Spirodela intermedia, 560 nucleotides long. The record is from the annotation of a GenBank genome assembly. NCBI's taxonomy places the organism in Eukaryota, Viridiplantae, Streptophyta, Magnoliopsida, Alismatales, Araceae.
AUGGAGGGUUCGAGCUGCGUGGGGCUGGUGGCGGUCAUGGCGGUGUCGGGGAGCGUCGCCCUGGUAACCGCGCAGCUGCACCGGCGGCUGUCGUCGGAGUUCAUGAAGAAGGUCAAGUUCGAGCUGGGUAAGCCCCUCCAUUUCCCCCCCAUCUCUCUCUCUCUCUCUCUCUCUCGCUCAUCUGCCCUUUCUUCCUCUUUCCUUCUUACCCCCGCCGCAUUGAACCAGGUGGGUUCCUCCGGUCUCCCACUUCUCCUGUCCUCUCUUUCGUCCUCCCUCUUGCUGGGCGGGCCAUUGCCCCCUUUCUCCCCCUCCCUAAAAGCUCACAAGCCGACCUCUCUCUCUCUCUCUCUCGCCCUCUCCCCUUCUCUCUCUCUCUCUCGCGCUAAAGAUAACGUCUGAUUGCAGCAGGCGGAGGGGAGAGCUGCUGCAUGAGAGGGAAGAAGCCGAAGAAGGUGAGGUUCGCCGACGACGUGGCGGAGCCGUCCUCGAACAACGACGAGUACAGGAGACGGCGGUCGGCUGGCGGCGCUUUCUUCAAUCCGGCAAUCUCCCACUAA